Molecule: messenger RNA, 4837 nt
Organism: Gadus morhua (Atlantic cod)
Lineage: Eukaryota; Metazoa; Chordata; Actinopteri; Gadiformes; Gadidae
Gene: cnot4b
Product: CCR4-NOT transcription complex, subunit 4b
Exons: 13
Coding region: 408-3269 (953 amino acids)
Biological process (GO): protein ubiquitination
Cellular component (GO): CCR4-NOT complex
Molecular function (GO): RNA binding; ubiquitin-protein transferase activity; metal ion binding
Source: RefSeq, a predicted model, not a curated record
CUCGGUUGCUUCAGUAGUUGCCUCCACUCCACCUUUCAAUGUAAGAUGGUGGUUUCUGUUAUAACUAGGUAGCUAGCAUCAUUAUUUGAAAGAAUGGGCAAAGUGUUAUCACUAAACAAAUUAUAUUGAAUUAAAUCCAUCACAAGAGGUAUCCGGCCUAUCAAAUUGUACAUAGAAAAGGCGACAUAACCCCCACCCCGCCCAUUCGGUGCGAUCAUCCCGGAGAGGAAUUCCCAGCAAGAAACAAGACAGGCUGAGAUCCGAACCUCAAACCCCAGCCACCCAUCACCCCUCCACCUUGAGCGACUCCCACCUCGGCCCUCACACCCCGACCGGCAGACCCGUCCUCUCCCAGCCACCCACCCGUCCCGCCCCCCAGCAGGUGCCCCCCGCCCCCCUGCCACAGGAUGUCCAGCAGCCCUGAGAUGAAGGAGGAGUGCCACGACAUGGAGUGUCCGCUGUGCAUGGAGGCUCUGGAGAUCGACGACGUCAACUUCUUCCCCUGCACCUGCGGCUACCAGAUCUGCCGCUUCUGCUGGCACCGCAUCCGCACCGACGAGAACGGCCUCUGCCCCGCCUGCAGGAAGCCCUACCCGGAGGACCCCGCGGUCUACAAGCCCCUCUCCCCCGAGGAGCUGCAGAAGAUCAAGAGCGAGAAGAAGCAGAGGCAGAGCGAGAAGCGGCAGAAGCUCACGGAGAACCGGAAGCACCUGGCCAGCGUGCGCGUAGUCCAGCGCAACCUGGUGUUCGUGGUCGGCCUGUCCCAGAGGCUGGCCGAGCCCGAGGUUCUCAAGAGGCCAGAGUAUUUUGGCAAGUUCGGGAAAAUCCACAAGGUGGUGAUAAACAACAGCACGUCCUACGCUGGCUCACAGGGUCCCAGCGCCAGCGCGUACGUGACGUACAUCCGCUCGGACGACGCCCUCAGAGCCAUACAGUCUGUGAACAACGUGGUCGUGGACGGCAGGACACUCAAGGCUUCUUUAGGGACGACUAAGUACUGCAGCUACUUCUUAAAGAGCAUGCAGUGUCCCAAACCGGACUGCAUGUACCUCCACGAGCUAGGCGAUGAGGCGGCCAGCUUCACCAAGGAGGAGAUGCAGGCGGGGAAGCACCAGGAGUACGAACAGAAGCUGCUCCACGACCUCUUCAAGAACACCGCCACGUUGCCACAGAGCGCCGUCGCCGGCGGGGAGAAGACCAAGAGCAAAUCCGUCUCCUUACAGAGGUCCAACAGCACCAACAACACAGAGAUGUGGCCCUCCCUGCAGCCCCCGGACCAGCUGGCCGGGGGGCUGCUGUCCUCCGAGCCGGGGAAGAGCCCGUCGCCGGACAGCAGCUCGGACUCGGACCACCUCACCCCCGAGGAGGGGCUGGACUCGGACCCGGGGCUCCCCGGCUCCUUCGCCGGCCUCUCCUCCCACUUCUCCUCCAGCUGCGACCGUGCCAGUCCCAGUGACAAACUGCCAGAUAUCAUCAGUAUCAGCAACAGUGAUACCUCACAACUGCUCCCUUGCAGUGACUCUCCGUCGCCCCCUCCUGGCCUGAGCAAACACAACCUGGUGAUGCCCAUCAGCGUGAGUGGGCUCAUGGUGCGCUCCCCCUUCGAGGGCUCCUCCGCCGAGUCCCAGUCCCUGUUCUCGGACAACAGCAACUUCAGGCACCCCAACCCGGUGCCCAGCAGUGGCAUGCCCGGCCUGGGGGGCUCCCCGCAGAACAGCUCCACCGAGUGGCCCACCGCCCCCGAACCACAGAGCCUCUUUGCCUCAGACACCAUGCCGGUGUCGUCGUCCACGGACUGGCAGGCGGCCUUCGGCUUCGGCUCGUCCACGCAGCCGGCGCAGCAGACGCCCGCCGCCCAGAGCACGCAGGACGACGAGCUGGGCUUCGACCCCUUCGACGUGACGCGCCAGGCGCUGGCCGACCUCAUCGAGAAGGAGCUCUCCCUGCAGGACAGCCCGCCGCCGGCCCCCCUGUCCCCGGGGCCCUUCUCCCGCAGCAGCCCCGCCCACGGCCCCGCCCCCGGCCUCCCCACGUCGCUCCCCGCCGCCAGGGGGGGCUUCGGAGGCGGCGCCGGCCCCCCGGGCAUGCUGCCCCCGCCCAACAACCCCUUCCCCCUGGGGCUGCAGCACCGGUACUCCCAGAUGCACCACCACCUCCAGAACCACCACCACCACCACCACCACCAGCAGCAGCACCAGCAGCAGCAGCAGCACCAGCCCCAGCAGCCCCACCCGCGACCCGGCUACACCUCCUUCAGCUUCCCGGUGGGGGGGGGCCACCACCACCACCACCUCCCCUCGCCCACGUCGUCCUCGUCCCCCUCCUCCUCCUCGUCUUCGUCCUGCUCCUCGUCCUCCUCCUGCUCCAACAACGUGGGCCACUCCCCCGGGACGGCCUCCCGCCAGCCCUGGUUGGCCGGGGGCGGCGGCGGCGGUGGCGGGGGCGGGACUAUGCCGCCCGGCGUCGCGCGCAAUCACUUUGCACACAUGAACCACGCGGUCGGCAUGACGAUAGCGUCCUCGGCCCUGGAGAGCAGCUUCUUGGACUUAACGAUGCCCCGACUGCACAGCACAGGCCUCGGAGGGAUCGCCAUCUCGGAACACAACGGGUCUGACGACGGGCUCAACGUGAAGGAGUGGCAGGACGGCCUGCGCGCCCUCCUGCCCAACAUCAACAUCAACUUCGGCGGCCUGCCCAACUCCUCGCCCUCCUCCUCCUCUUCCUCCUCCUCCUCUUCCUCCUCCUCCCUGAACGGCGUCAGCCACAACGCGGGCCCCCCCACCGCGCUGGGCUUCGGGGUCGGGACCACCAGCUGCUGGGAGAACACAGCCAGCUGGAUGGACCCCGCCAUCAUCACCGGUGUUCCGUCAGGCAACACGGCCAACGGCCUGGACUCCCUCCACGACGACAACCCCCCCCACUGGCUCAAGUCCCUGCAGGCGCUCACCGAGAUGGACACGCCCUCCGGCCCCGCCCCCAGCCCCGCCCUCAGCUCCGCCUCCCUCGCCCCCCCGCCCGGCACCACCCCCGCCGCCGCCUCCAGCGGCCCCGCCCACCACACCCAGCAGCAGCACCCACACAGCACCCACUUCGGGAGCCACAUCCCCCUCCACAGAUUAGGCUGGGGCUCCUACCCGCCGCUGCCCCCCGGGAUCCCCUCCGGUCAGUUCCUCUCCGGCCCCCCGCCGGGCUUCCAGACCCCCCCCUUCAGAGCCGCGGUACAGAGCCAGACUGAGCUGCUACAGAACGCCGCCAUGGACCGGCACUAGGACCCAGAGACUCGCUCCGACACCCCCCCCCCCCCCCUGACAUAGGACCUCCCAGUCAUAACCCAUAAUAACCCCCCCGGCGAAACACUCCCACCAGACCCUCUCGCAACGCGCAAACUGGAUAAAACUAUUAAUGAAAAAUGAUUUACAUGCCAUACUUUUUCUUUUGGUUUCUCCUUCUUCUCCUCCUCCCUCCUCAUCCUCCUCCUCCUCCUCCUCUGUGACUCCUUGUGUUUCUGUCCACUCUCUCCCAGGUUGGUUUCAGUUGGACCCGUGACGUGCCACAAUCAGUGAUGCUUUAGGCGUGAACGGAUCACGGCCAAAACAAACGUCUAAAGGCUUGCUUUUAGCUCGCUAGGACCAGCUUUCACGCUAGAAUUGAACGUGCCCGACCUUUGACCCUAAAAGAUUAGCGAUUUGACCCCCAGGAAGACGAUCCCCUCCGUGGAGAAACACUCUGAUCUGCUCAUCGCUGAGCGGGGAUAAUUAUCUUCUGUGUGUGUAAGGAUUCUGCACAGAUAGAUCAGACGGCAACACAUCGACAGGAUCAAACGAAAAAUACAAAUGUAGACGUUUAAAAACGGCAACAGCGCGACUCGGCUAGAAGAGUAGAAGCGGUGUUUCUAAUGCAUUGUGGGUCUGUGUGUAUGAGACGAUAAGGAGUAGCAAGGAGAUCUGGCUUUGUGACCGAACCACUCCUCCCCAUCCCCACUUAUACUUCCAUCUCACGGCCAAACCUCUGCAUCAGAGCAUAGUGCCUUUUCUAGUCCCUUCCUGCCGGUGCGGCGGUCGUCGGGUGCGGCGACCGUAGAGGGAUUGCCUUUUUCGCGAGUAGACUGGGUGAGACUUGUUCUGACCGGGGGCGGCGGCGCUAAGACGCCGCCCCCGGUCCAGCGUGAGGUUAGAAUCCGUGCCACUGUGUGGCGCUCGUUUUGUUGCGCUCGACUAUCACUUAAAACGUAAAAAGAAAUACCUCGCCCUCUGCCGCCGCCCGUUCCCGACGACGACGCCACCGAUCCGACGUCGGAAAUCUAGAAGCGAUUCCGAAGUCGUGGGUUUCCCGAUAUCCGGAGGCGAGGAGAGAGCGAGACCGACCAUCGGUUAAGAGUUGUGAUUGACUUCGGAGCACGAUGCAGUCUGGAUGACCCCCGUCAGCCAAUCAGAUGACGUUCUGACGAGGCAGGGAAUGGCCUGCGUUGCGACGUUUUUAAUUUCGGGAGAGUAUGUAUCGGCUUCGUUGGAUCGGGUUCAGCGUAGUUUAAACGGCCAACUGAAGCAACCGCUCAUGAGAGAAGACGGUCACCAAGUUUUCAUCUCAUCACUCGAAACAUUUUUGAUUUGGUUUCUAUGGGUCUUGCGUUUUAUUUCCUACAGAAGGACCGGUCCACCUGCAGUAUUGGAUUUGAGAAAUAAUAAAAAUGGGUUUAAUAAAUUGGCAGUCUUAACGAUGGGGAAUUACGUGAUGCUAACAAAACAAGCUUAAUAAAGGAGAGCCGAGUUCAUCCGCGAUUCUGGGAGCCAACAAAAUACGACAAACUAAAUCUUAAAAUAAAAAAAUGAAAACAUUG